GCUGUCUGUUAUUUUCUCUCAUCUCUAGCUGGUAUUGGGAUAAUUUGUUUCUUGUUUAAGACCUGUUUUGAAGAAGGGAUGGCACACAUCUGAGGGCAGGGGAAGAUUUCUUCAUAACACGUUUUCAGAAAACAUUUAUACUAACAAGAGCCUCAUGAAUAAAUUUGACUUCUCAGACAUGGAUGCAGACUCUCCUCGAGCUCCUCAAAAGAAGACCAUGAGUCAUGAAAGUUGUCAGAAAUUCUCCAAGUUGCUCCACACCUCAUUCAUAAUACUUUUACUGCUAUUGAAAAUCUUAUUCUCAGUUGCUCUGAUCACUUUGUUUCAAAAACAUUCUCAGUUUCUUGAUGAAAAAGCAAUUACAAAAGAACUGAAUUACACUGAAUUGGAGUGUACAAAACAGCAUCCACUCUCGAAAGACAAAGUCUGGAGCUGUUGCCCAAAGGAUUGGAAGUCAUUUAGUUCCCACUGCUACUUCACUUCGAAUGACUCAGCAUCUUGGAGUGAGAGUGAGGGGAAGUGCUCCAGCAUGGGUGCUCAUCUGAUGGUGAUCCUCAGCCAGGAAGAGCAGGAUUUCAUCACCAAGAUCCUGAAUCCCAAAGCUGCUUAUUAUAUUGGCCUUUCGGAUCCAGGUCACCGACAGUGGCGAUGGGUUGAUCAGACACCAUACAAUAAAAGUGCCACGUUCUGGCACCUAGGUGAGCCCAGCUAUGACUACGAACAAUGUGUUAUAAUAAAUAAUCGAUAUUCUGGUUGGGGCUGGAAUGACAUCGACUGCAGUGAUAAAGAUAGGUCAGUUUGUCAGAUGAAGAAAAUAUACUUCUGAAUUGAGCAUUCUCCACAGACAUGGGAUUGCAUUUUUAUCCAGCACUACAUGGACACCUGAAAAGAUUUUCUUGUGGAAGAGAUGUCCAUAGAAAUUUAGGUAGGCAGCCAAUAGUUUUACAUAUGAUAGAUAUGAUAGAUAAUACUGGUCCCCAUAUAUACUUCUUUAUUCAUCCAUUACUCUUUAUAUAGUGAGAAUUCCCCAUAUACCAGAGACUCUACAGGAUCCUCUGUGCAUAUGUAGAAGCAAUCCAGCCUCUGUGUCCAUUCUUAGACUCCUAAAGUCUUAUUUGAUGAUAGAAUUGCAUGAUGCAGACCCUCUACCCAUUUCUCUAUGUUCUUCUGUCUUUGGAUUUAUUGAUGUAUAAUUGACAAAUAAAUUAUGUAUAUUUAAGUUAUACUGCCUUGACUUAAAUGGAAAUGUAUUGGGCAAUGGCUACCACAGUCAGGUUAACAACACCCUUUGUUACCUAACAUAGUUGUCUGUUUUGUAUGUGUGUGGUGUUAGAACAUUUAAGAUCUUCUUUAGCAAAUUCAGACAGACAGGGUCACAUUGUUACCUAUCGUCACUUUGAUCCUCAGUGCUUACUCACACUUUCUCUGGCAGUUUGUGCCCUUCCAUCAGCAUUUUCUUGUGUCCCCCAAUACCUGCACUGCCAGGAACCAUUCAGCAUCUUGGUCCCCAUGGCUAGUGUGUGAGGUGCUGUGGGUGCCGUGAGGCUGAUGUGGGCCUCUGAUGGUGGCUGAUCCUGGGCUGGGUGACCUUUAUCAACAGCAAGUCUAAGAAGAUGAUAGCACUCCCAUGAUUUUUGGUGUCUCAGGUUCGUACAGGCCAUGUUAGGGACAGCCUCUGCCCUGUGGAUGGACAUUAAGGAGACCCACAUGUCCCUUGGGAGCCUGUAUGCUACUUAACA
Peromyscus leucopus (white-footed mouse) is the source of this 1739-nucleotide messenger RNA. RefSeq names its product C-type lectin domain family 4 member A-like. The transcript has 6 exons. Lineage: Eukaryota; Metazoa; Chordata; Mammalia; Rodentia; Cricetidae. Bases 155 to 826 code for a protein of 223 amino acids. The record is from RefSeq and is a predicted model, not a curated record.